AUGUCCGAGCAGCAGCCUCAGGUCAAGAGGCGCAGAGGCACCAAGCACGACCGCACCGGCUGCCUGACCUGCCGCGCGAGGCGCAAGAAGUGCGUCGAGAACACGCUCCCCAGGUGCGGGAGCUGUGUGCGCCUCAACCUCGAGUGCGUCCGUGAGCCCGUAAGGCGAGUGCCGGGGGCAUCAAAUGCUCCCAGGGAGGAGGCGACCAUUGAUGCCCGGCCGCCUCAAGAUGGUCUUGUACCAGGGUCUGCCCGCGGCCGAAGCCCGUCUACGCGCGUUUUCAUGAGAUACUACGUGAACUUCCUCGCCUUGAAGCUAACAGCAUGCGGCUACCAAAACUCGUUCCGCUCGGCUCUCUUGCCGAUGGCGAUGGAGUCACAGACACUCUUCGACUCGGUCGUCGCCCUCGCCUCAGGCAACCUGUCCAACUUCGACCCAACCUACCAGGUUGCGGCGAUAGAAGCCCGGUCCCGCGCCCUGCGGGGCCUCGGCGCGGACGUGUCGAGGCCCUUCGCGGCCAUCCACGACUACGAGACCGCCCUGGCGUCGUGCCUGCUCCUCUCCGCCUCCGAGGCCAUCCUCGGCCUGCGGACCGGGUGGUCGGAGCACCUCGCGGGCACGCGGUCCGUCAUCAUGUCGGCCCGUCUGCGCGGCCCGGGCUCGGGAAAGCAGGAGCUCCGGGGCCCGGAAGCUUUUCGGGGCAGUACGGAGGGUGAGUGGCUGCUGCGCAACUUUGCGUAA
Diaporthe citri is the source of this 741-nucleotide messenger RNA. RefSeq lists its product as uncharacterized. Gene Ontology annotation, molecular function: transcription cis-regulatory region binding; DNA-binding transcription factor activity, RNA polymerase II-specific; zinc ion binding. The record is from RefSeq and is a predicted model, not a curated record. The coding region runs from base 1 to 741 and encodes 246 amino acids. Gene Ontology annotation, biological process: positive regulation of transcription by RNA polymerase II. NCBI's taxonomy places the organism in Eukaryota, Fungi, Ascomycota, Sordariomycetes, Diaporthales, Diaporthaceae. The transcript has 2 exons. Gene Ontology annotation, cellular component: nucleus.